CCCGCGGUGCUGCCUCUGGCGGGCCUGAAGACGAAGACGACGCUGAAGAAGCGCUGCAAGGACUGCUUCAUCGUGCGCCGGCGGGGCCGACUCUACGUGUGCUGCAAGACCAACCCCCGCCAUAAGCAGCGGAAGCUGUAGUGCCGCGUUUG
This is a messenger RNA of Tinamus guttatus (white-throated tinamou), 152 nucleotides long. It is a transcript of the gene MRPL36, whose product is annotated as mitochondrial ribosomal protein L36. The record is from RefSeq and is a predicted model, not a curated record. Gene Ontology annotation, biological process: translation. Lineage: Eukaryota; Metazoa; Chordata; Aves; Tinamiformes; Tinamidae. Gene Ontology annotation, cellular component: ribosome; mitochondrial large ribosomal subunit. Gene Ontology annotation, molecular function: structural constituent of ribosome.